AGGAGCAAAACACCAUCUUUUGUCUUGUGACGCUCAGACGGUCUGUGCGGCUGCCGCUUUCAGCUGUUUUCUUCACAUCCCUCGUUCAGGUUGAGUCUUCACACAAUAAUGGCAACAGCAGGAAAGGUGAUCAGAUGCAAAGCAGCUGUUGCUUGGGAGCCCAGGAAGCCUCUUUCUAUUGAAGAUGUGGACGUCGCCCCGCCCAAAGCUCAUGAAGUUCGAAUCAAGGUUGUCGCCACCAGCGUGUGCCACACGGACUGGCAGUGUCUGUACGAGGCCGGCAACGCCAGCAACCUCCGACCGUUCCCGUUGGUUCUCGGCCAUGAAGGGGCGGGCGUAGUGGAGAGCGUCGGUCCCGAAGUGACCAAGUUUGCACCGGGCGAUAAGGUCAUUCCUCUUUUCCUGCCCUGUUGUGGAAAGUGUGACCGCUGUAAAAGUGACAAAACAAACCUCUGCAAGAAGAACUGGGAAAACAUGCAAGCGGGCGUUCUGGCUGAUGGCACCAGCAGAAUAUCCUGCCGGGGUCAGCAGGUGUACCAGUUCCUCGGCGUCAGCUCCUUCUCUCAGUACACGGUGCUGCCAGACACUUCUCUCGCCAAGAUCGACGCCGCCGCUCCGCUGGACAAAGUCUGCCUGCUGGGCUGCGGCGUCUCCACGGGUUACGGGGCGGCUGUUCAGACCGCCAAGGUUGAGAACGGCUCCUCGUGUGCCGUGUUUGGGCUUGGAGCGGUGGGCCUGGCUGCCAUCAUGGGCUGUAAGGAAGUCAUGGCCAGCAGGAUCAUCGCUGUGGACAUCAACCCUGAGAAGUUUGAGAAAGCUAAAGAAUUCGGAGCCACUGACUGCGUCAACCCGAGAGAUCACACAGGCAAGACCAUCCAGCAGGUUGUGGUGGAGAUGACUGACGGAGGAGUGGACUACGCCCUGGAGUGUGUCGGCAGUCCCGUCAUCAUGAGAAAUGCGUUGGAGUCCACCAGAGAGGCCGGGGGAACGUGCGUCAUCGCUGGGUGGACGGAGACGGAGACAAUGAGCGUCCCCGUCAUAAAGAUCCUGAUGGGACGCACGCUGAAAGGGACGUAUUUUGGAGGUUGGAAGAGUGCGGAGGACGUGCCCAAACUGGUGGAGAAAUACAUGCAGAAGAAGCUGAAGCUGGAUGAGUUUAUCACUCACAGCCUCUCAUUGGCUAAGAUCAACGACGCCUUUCAGCUUCUGGUGAACGGUGAAAGCAUCCGAACAGUCAUCAGUCUGGGAGAAGAGACGGAUAAACCAGAACGCACUCCUGCAUGAAGAAAUCCCGUUUAUUGAAAAGGAUAAAAAUUGCUGCUUAUGUUUCUGCAACCUUUAAUAAAAACUACUAGGUCAGUUUUUUUUCCAUGUGUGAGUGUGCAGCCAGUUACCACUAGGUGGCAGUGUUAUGAUAUGCAAACGCUGGAAUGUUUGUGCCGUUAUUAAUCAUCCUGCUUUGAAAUAAAGCUGAAAAUACGA
Messenger RNA from Fundulus heteroclitus (mummichog), 1482 nucleotides. RefSeq names its product alcohol dehydrogenase class-3. Gene Ontology annotation, cellular component: cytosol. NCBI's taxonomy places the organism in Eukaryota, Metazoa, Chordata, Actinopteri, Cyprinodontiformes, Fundulidae. The transcript is spliced from 9 exons. Bases 109 to 1284 code for a protein of 391 amino acids. Gene Ontology annotation, molecular function: zinc ion binding; S-(hydroxymethyl)glutathione dehydrogenase [NAD(P)+] activity. The record is from RefSeq and is a predicted model, not a curated record. Gene Ontology annotation, biological process: formaldehyde catabolic process.